GUCACAUAUGAACGAGAUUCUUGUCGUUCCAUAACAGUUGCCGUUUCCUCAAAGCCCUCGACGAUGGAACGACAGACACAGACCGAGCUUAUUUUGCCACUGUGGCGACAAUUUCUGUACUGCUUGGCGGGCGACGAUGCGUUCAGACGCCGUCGACAACGCGAAGCAGCCAGUAGUUAUCGAAAAUAUGGCGAUCGGCUGUCGAGGCACAUAAACAGCGUGUCUUACAUCGACAGGGUGGCUCGCAUAGUCUUCCCCGCGUCUUUCGGCCUACUCAACGUCUGCUACUGGGUGGUCUACGUUACCUAUCAGGAGGAAUUUAAGUGGCAGGACCCGCCGAUCGGAUCGAUCUCUCAUUAACGAAUUUUCCAUUGUGAUAAUAAAGCGAACGAUACAAUGUGAGCCAAGAAAAAUUAGAAGGCAUAUGUGCAUAUUCGUCCUUUACUUCAGACCGAUUUACGCCAAAUUUUGUUGAGAGUUGUGUUUCUAUCUUAUUGCAAUAGUAUAUUAGAUAGCUCUGUUCUCAAACUCUUCGCUGUUUCGCGAUCGCGUUAGCUGUAU
Molecule: messenger RNA, 561 nt
Organism: Harpegnathos saltator (Jerdon's jumping ant)
Lineage: Eukaryota; Metazoa; Arthropoda; Insecta; Hymenoptera; Formicidae
Product: gamma-aminobutyric acid receptor subunit alpha-5-like
Exons: 2
Coding region: 64-360 (98 amino acids)
Biological process (GO): monoatomic ion transport
Cellular component (GO): membrane
Source: RefSeq, a predicted model, not a curated record